GGUCGGGUGGAGUGGCCGGGCUGGAGCGAGCGGAGAGCGGGCAUGUGGAGGAGGACACUUGUGCUUUAAGUGGCUCCACAGCCCUGGCGGGCUCUCUGAACACCCACGUCAGCAAGAGCCGUGUGGGGGGCUUUAUCCCCCUCACACACACACACACACACACUAACGGGUUUCGGUCUUUCGGGCUAAGCAGGAAGUGAUCAGUUAAAGCUGGAGGGGGUGGGAAACAGCACCACCACUAAAACCGACCAAAGUAGCCUAAAGACAUGGAGAUGGUCUGCGAAAGUGGGACGAGUAGACCGUACCGGACCCCGAGCGAGCCGGGUCAGCAGCUGAUCCACAAAUUCACGAGUGCAGACAUAUCAGCCAAUCACCAGUGCUGCCUCCUGAAACAGCUGGACCAACAGAGACGGAAGCAGCUCUUCUGUGACUGCAACAUCCUUGUGGAGGGGCACCUUUUCCGGGCACACCGUAACGUCCUGUUCGGCAGCAGCGGCUACUUCCGCAUGCUGCUCUCCCAGGGGGCCAAGAGCAGCCUGGAGCCCGUCAGUGCCUCCUUUGACGCUUUUAGCCCCGACAUCUUUACCAUCAUCCUGGACUUUGUGUACUCUGGAAAACUGGAGCUUAACAGCACCAAUAUGAUCGAGGUGAUGUCAGCGGCCAGCUACCUGCAGAUGGAUGACGUCAUCGCCUACUGCAAGUCCUUCAUCAAAUCCUCCCUGGAGAUCAGCACCAAGGAGGAGGACAGCCGCUACCUGUGUUUGUCGGAUGGCAGCGCUUCACGAGACGGUGGUGAGGAUGGCAGUGAAGAGCCCACGGCCUGCGAGGUCAGCACAGCCAAUGAAAACGUCCUUUGGGACCAGCAGGAGGAGGACGACCAGUCUAAAUAUGAGUACCCUGGAGAGGUGACCAGCCCACAGUCCUCAGCCUUGCCGCAGAGCCCCCCGACCCAAUCCAUCAUGGACUCUGGAAUGGAGGAGGAUCAGGCGGUGCAGUUCACGGCGGUGGAGCCCCGGAGGAGGGGGAACAGGAAGAGAACGGCCACGCAUCGCUACGCUCCAGACGAUUCACCCUUGGACCUCCAGUCUUCUCACAAAGCAGAUGAACUCUAUGCCACCAUGCCCACUAUUUUAGGAGUGGUGGGUGUUUUCAACAAAGACAGCAACCCUUGCAUGCGCUUCAAGUGCCCGUUCUGCACGCACACGGUGAAGAGGAAGGCUGAUCUGAAGAGACACCUGCGCUGUCAUACGGGCGAGAGGCCGUACCCAUGCCAGGCAUGCAGCAAGCGCUUCACCCGUCUCGAGCACCUCCGCAGCCAUUUUGAAACGAUCCAUCAGGCACGGAAGCUGGUGUGUCGGAAGUGUAAGUGUCCGGUAACGGAGGAAAGCGGUCGCGUCGUGUGUGAGGGAACCCGCCGUUACCGGCUGUGCGGAACGUGCAUUCACGAGAGUGGCCUCCUGACGGACGCCACUGACACUAAUGGAGAGGAACCUGGGCUGAUGCUUGGCGUUGAAGAGGACCUAGAGGAAAACAGGGACAUGGGCUGGGCAAUGGACGACGAUGACCUGGCGGAAGACUCAGGAACUGACCUAAUUAUUCAGGAAGUGGAGGACAGCGAUGAGGAGGCUGCAGCCAAGUAAAAUGUGUGUGUGUGUGAGUGUGAGCGAGAAGUUGGUGCCAGUUAAAUUUAACUUUCUUUGGAAACUCUCUCAAGUUUAAAUCAAAGAAAAUACUAAGUUCUAUAAUGGUAUAAAUGUAUACUUGUAAUAUAAAAUUAUGUAAAUAGAUUAUUUCACAAACACAGUUGCUUAAAUUACAAUUAUGUAAUUGUGUACUGUUGGUUAUAUGAGAAAGAUGAUCAUGCAGUGUUCUAUUUUGCAGAAUACUUAAUAAUUUCUCAGUUAUUUUCUGUAAUUUUAAACAAUGUUUGUACAUGCUUAUUUAUCUACACUUGUACAAUAAUCCUGCUACUUCUAAAGAUUCUCAAGGAUUUGAUGGAAAAGGGAAACCAUGCGCUACAAUAUUUUGUGUUUGAUUUUAUUUAAUUUUUUUUGCAGAACAGUUUGAACAAUCAAGUGUAUUUUUUUUUUGUUUUUAUUCGUUUCAGUUUUGUGAAAACAAAUUUGCACUUAUGUAUCUUCUUUUUAUCAUUAUUGUGUUGUAUUAAGAGCGUUAUUAUGUUAAUUUAUUAUAUUUUUACUUUUUUAAAGAAAAUUUAUACAUUUAUUAUUGCCUUGGAUUAAAACUGUUACGAUUUAAACUA
Messenger RNA from Astyanax mexicanus (Mexican tetra), 2263 nucleotides. It is a transcript of the gene zbtb8a, whose product is annotated as zinc finger and BTB domain containing 8A. Gene Ontology annotation, biological process: regulation of transcription by RNA polymerase II. The coding region runs from base 267 to 1640 and encodes 457 amino acids. The record is from RefSeq and is a predicted model, not a curated record. Gene Ontology annotation, molecular function: DNA-binding transcription factor activity, RNA polymerase II-specific; RNA polymerase II cis-regulatory region sequence-specific DNA binding; protein binding. Lineage: Eukaryota; Metazoa; Chordata; Actinopteri; Characiformes; Acestrorhamphidae. The transcript is spliced from 4 exons.